AUGUCCAGCUACACCGUCCGCAACGUCGGUGCGCUCAACACCCUCGAGUGGAGGGCCUUCAUCGAGAAGGAUGGCGUCCCGGUCUCGCCCUUCCACGAUAUCCCUCUCUAUGCUGAUGAGAAGAAGACCAUCCUCAACAUGAUCGUUGAGAUCCCUCGCUGGACCAACGCGAAGCAGGAGAUCUCCAAAGACGACUUCAUGAACCCCAUCAAGCAGGACACCAAGAAGGGCAAGCUUCGCUUCGUCCGCAACUGCUUCCCACACAAGGGCUAUCUCUGGAACUACGGUGCUUUCCCACGCCCAGAGAACCAGUUCGCCUUCUCCGGCGAGUGCAAGAACGCCAAGUACGCCAUGGACGUCGUCAAGGAGUGUGCUGAGGCCUGGGAGAAGCUCAUGUCCGGCCAGUCCCCCGCUAACGGCAUCUCUCUUGCCAACUCCACCCUCGACACCAACCGUGCUGAGCCCGCCAAGCUCGAGGCCAUCCCAUCUGCCUCCAACCUCCCACCUGCUCCCAUCGACGGCAGCAUCGACAAGUGGUUCUUCAUCUCCGGUGCCUCUGUCUAA
Messenger RNA from Microsporum canis CBS 113480, 564 nucleotides. RefSeq names its product inorganic pyrophosphatase. The transcript is spliced from 5 exons. Gene Ontology annotation, molecular function: magnesium ion binding; inorganic diphosphate phosphatase activity. The coding region runs from base 1 to 564 and encodes 187 amino acids. The record is from RefSeq and is a predicted model, not a curated record. NCBI's taxonomy places the organism in Eukaryota, Fungi, Ascomycota, Eurotiomycetes, Onygenales, Arthrodermataceae. Gene Ontology annotation, cellular component: nucleus; cytoplasm. Gene Ontology annotation, biological process: phosphate-containing compound metabolic process.